AUGACGAGGUUGAUCGAGGUCCUGGCCACCAUCGGGUCCUUCCUCCUGGUGCUCGUCACGUUCCCGUUCUCCCUGUGCUUUACGUUCAAGGUCGUACAGGAGUACGAAAGGGCCGUUGUCUUCAGAAUGGGUCGCCUGAAGGAUAGUGCUUAUGGUCCAGGGACGUUUUUCGUGAUGCCGUGCGUGGAUAGCUGCGUUCGAGUCGACCUGAGGACCGUGUCCUUCGACGUCCCUCCACAGGAAGUUCUCACCAAGGACUCUGUUACCGUCAGCGUCGACGCUGUCGUUUACUAUCGCAUAAAGGAACCGCUGAACGCUGUUGUCAAGAUAGCCAAUUACAGUCACUCCACCCGCCUGUUGGCUGCCAGCACGCUGAGAACGGUCCUGGGAACGAGGAGCUUGGCCGAAAUCCUGUCAGAACGGGAGAACAUUUCUCACACUAUGCAGACAUCCCUCGACGAGGCCACCGAUCCUUGGGGCGUCAAAGUCGAACGAGUCGAAAUAAAGGACGUUCGACUUCCGGUGCAGCUGCAACGAGCCAUGGCCACGGAAGCGGAAGCUACACGGGAGGCACGGGCAAAAGUGAUUGCGGCGGAAGGAGAGAUGCUGGCUUCCCGUGCUCUGAAAGAGGCCAGCGAUGUCAUUUCCAUGAGUCCAGCAGCCCUUCAGCUACGGUACCUGCAAACGCUGAGCAACAUAUCCGCCGAGAAGAAUUCCACGAUCAUCUUUCCAUUGCCCGUCGAGCUGCUGACGCCGUUCUUCACCACCGGCUUCAAGCCACACGUGAUCCAGAACAGCGUGCACGCCUCGUUGGAGCAAGCGGACUCGAAGUCGGUUAAAGUUCAAUGCGACAUUCACUCGGACGUCGACAAACGCGAGGCGACCAAACAAUAA
Molecule: messenger RNA, 894 nt
Organism: Colletes gigas
Lineage: Eukaryota; Metazoa; Arthropoda; Insecta; Hymenoptera; Colletidae
Product: band 7 protein AGAP004871-like
Exons: 5
Coding region: 1-894 (297 amino acids)
Cellular component (GO): plasma membrane
Source: RefSeq, a predicted model, not a curated record